AUAGAAGCUGCGCCCGAGCCUCUGAACAGGUUGGUCUCAAGUUUGACUGAGUACAGUAGGCUACCCACUGAGAAAGACAUCAUGUCUGUGGUGGAGAAGAUGCCAGGCAUGGUGGGGACAGCCCCACUCGUGAUGGGGGGCUGUGAUGCCAACCUGAUGAAAAAUGUGUGGGAGAUCAGAGCCAGAGACUACUACUCUAAAAUCACGAGUGAGCAGGAGAGACUGGAGAAGAGUGCUCUGGCAACGAUUAAUGAAGACUGGUAUAAACGUAUGACCCUCAAGGCACCACCCAAGAGUGUGAGGAGGAGAGACAAGCCAGAAGAAACCAUUAGUGUCAGUGGCACAGACUUCAAUAACUUCCUGAAACAGCGUAUGAGUUAUGAGAGGGGCAGAGGACUCCCAGGCAUGCAACAGAAGGACAAGAGAGGAACAGUAAAAGGUAGUGCACUCGACAAGUUACUCCAUAUGACACAAAAUGAACCUGUUCAAAUGAAGUGGACUAAGUCAUGGAAGUUCUCAAAAGCCCUUGGUAAGCCAGAAGAGGGUGAGACACCACCAGCCGACUGGGGCCAGUCCUGGAAGUUUCUGAGUCAUCAGCCUCACGUCAAGGGUAAGAAACACUGGACAGAGCAUGAUUGCUCCAACAAUAAUGUCAACAAGGUGAGUCUUUGGAAGAAGGAUAGCAGAUUGGUGGAGACCCAGCACUUUGAGCACAACCUACCCAUGCCUGAAUGGGAAAUGUCCUGGAAGAAGUGCCAAAUCAAGCAUAAAUCAGAAGCAAAGGAAGGCACAGCCAAUGGGUCUUCUCCAUACUAUGAAGGUGGCACAUGUCACUCAAAAGCCAGAAUGUUUAAGAAGCUCGUGGCAUCCCAACAUCACAACGAGGCAUUGUCCUCAUCCGAAUGGACAGAGGGUUGGAAGACAACAAAACCUCCAAAAGGCGACGAGGCUCAUGCCGAUAAUGGGCCUACUGAUCAAAAGCCAAAGGCGGAGGAAAAAUCAGGACCCCAGUAUGGCGAAAGUUGGAAGUUCAUGAACCACGGCCUCCAGAAAUCCCCAGCCAACAAACCAACUUCAGUUUCAACAAACCCAGAGUGGGCCGGGUCUUGGAGGGCUGCUAUGAAUCCACCAAAGGAACUGAAAAAACCAAAGUCUUACGAGCAUGUUGUCUUCCACGAGGAUUCAAAAGAGUGCCCUCUGCACAAGAUCAUAGUGUGUGUUUCACGUGAGCAGAAGUACAGAGAUCUCUGGAGUUCCUUGUUUUGUGAGGAGUGCAAACCUCACUCUUCUGAAUGGAGCAAGUCUUGGAAGGUAGCAAAGAAUUCGACCAAGCACAGUGCAGAGGCAGACAAGAAGGUAGAAGAACACAAGAAGGUGGAGGAGCACAAGGCGAAGAUGCCCAAGGAUGUCAAGUUGGAGGUUGAGAAAGGCACACUGACAUAUGAUGAGAUGCACAAGGCCAUGCACAGUCACAAGGUAAAGUCAAAGAUGGCCAAGUAUAACAAGUUUGUUGGUCCACUAUUGCUCCACCAUGAUAUGUCCAAAGAGUGGCAUGAGGCCUGGAAACUUCCAAAGCCUCAGUGUCAUGGAGAAUGGUUAAAGCACGAUAUGCCAGAUGUAUCGAUGGUCCUCAAGAAGCACAUGACGAAUAGAUCUUUGCCAGAUUGGAGUGAGUCUUGGAAAUGUGCAAGAACCCACUCCCGCCAUGGCCAGCCCUCAGUGGCUCAAUGGAAAGAGUCCUGGUUCUCAAGAUAUCAGCCACAUAAAGGAAGAGAAUACUGGUUGAAGGAGGCAGGGCAUGAGAACCACUCUGCGCACUGCCCCAAACAUGAGGUGUUCCAUCUGCCACAGAGGUGCCAUACUCCAAAGAUGUAUGGUCUCUCACACCACACAGAGAGGGAAAAGGAAUGGAAGGACAGCUGGAAAUGCCCACACUUCAUGACUGCAAACUGGGCAGAGGAACAGCUAAAGGAACACCCUAUGGAGAUCUAUCCCAGAAGAGAGAAGUUACCCAUUUCUAAGGUGAAGCUCAGCACAUCAUUUAACUUAGAGGUUUUCCAUCAGCGGUAUCCCCCAACUCAGUGGUGUGAAUCAUGGAAGGCAGCACAUCUCCAACAUCAACACCAGAAAACAUCUUCUAUCCUUACGUCCUCACGUUACCAUGUUAAAAGCACAAAGGCUUCGAUCCCAGAGUGGCAGUACUCCUGGAAAUGCUUGAGCAUCCAGCUCAAUCAGCAUCACGAAGCCUGGGAUGGAGGGUUGUUCACGUUCCCCAUAAACCUCCAUAAAGGUCUGGAAUUCAGUCUUUCACACGUGGAUAACCAUUCCCACGCGGAGCCCCAUCACCACCAUGUGGAGUCAGCACCUAAACUUGAGGAUCAUCAUGGAAAACAAGCAGCGGUGUCAAAAGUGACCAGCGCUGAAACUGUUUCCAGAUGGUUCAAGUCAUGGAGAAUCUGCUAUGCUCAGCCCCAAGGGUCCUGGGUAGAUACUAGAGCCAGCCAGUUCCAACAUGCGGUCGUCUGGUCAAGAAGGACAGGUAUGGACAACCACCUAUUUGCCAAUCUUAAAACAGAUACAGCCACAUUUAGAUUGUGGGGCAAAUCAUUUGUGUUCUUGAAGGGAGAAAGCAAGUUAGCAGAUUCAGGGAAAUUAGGGAAAAAGUCCAAGGAGUCUGGUGGUGAUGGUAUGGUGAUUAUGUCAAAGAAGAUCAAAACGAGGAAGUCUAUUUAUUCAGGGCUGGAUAAGGAUAAGCCAUCUGAGAAGAGAUGGAUUGACUGCCAUAAGAUAGCUAAACAACAGCCCCGUCCAAAGAGAAAUUCUUGGUUAAAGAUGCCCCAAGCAAAUACAGAGGAAGAACAAGGAUUCGCCCAACUGUGGGAAGACUCUUGGAAGUUCUCAAUUCAAAAAGUGAUCAAGAAGGAAGAAACUGCUUCUGUAUCUCUUUCAGGCUGGGGAGAGGCUUGGAAAUUCUUCAUUGCUCAGUAUCCCCCACAGAACGGCCCUAAGAACGGCCCCAAGAACGGCCCCCAGGGGAAGUAAGACGAACUCUCGUGGGGUCUCAAGACUUCAACAUAAAGCUCUUUAGAACAUAUUCAGGAGAUGAAGGACUCAUGUUUGUUUUGCAGAUGUUCCUACAAGGAAUCGUCAUCAUCAUCAUCUGUUUACCCCCUCCCCACCUUACACAACAGUUUCUUAUAUCCAGACCACAAAUUACUUACAGAUUAAGUAGGAGAUGAAGGUAGAUGAAAUGUAUGUGCAAGUUGAAUAUAGCUCAGCAGAUUGUUGAAUGGAGUUUGAAAGAUUGGAAGGAUACAGAUGAGUAUCAGAGAGUAGGCCUAUGCAUGCCUUUUGAUGACUAUUCUAUAGCAUUUGUUGAAAUUGAUUUACUUGUAGUUUAUUGUAGAAUGUAAAAUCAUGCCUUGUAUCAUAUAUGCUACAGUGCAAUAUCAUAUAUAUUAAUAUAAUAUAUAUAUUUCAAUUUAAGCUAU
Molecule: messenger RNA, 3491 nt
Organism: Coregonus clupeaformis (lake whitefish)
Lineage: Eukaryota; Metazoa; Chordata; Actinopteri; Salmoniformes; Salmonidae
Exons: 3
Coding region: 82-3042 (986 amino acids)
Source: RefSeq, a predicted model, not a curated record